CGUGGGAUGCAAUGCGAGUGUCGGAGACGAAGUGAAGUCUCUGCUGGGCUGGUUGGUGCUAUAAAUUGCUGGUCCUGCCACCUCUACCAUGCCGGUGCCUUUCCUUCCCAGCACCUCCACUGCCACCUGUGAUUUAUUCCCGUUCAACUAAAGGCUACACACCAUGAAGUUCUCUAUCCUCGCUCUUCUGGCCCUGUCAGCCUGUGCGGUCGCCCAAGAGACCGAGUCCACCUCUGAGUCUCUCGCGCCCAGCCCUACCGAGUCCGUUGGCUGUGAACCUCACGGCGACCACUGGCACUGCGACGCACCUGCAACAUCCACCGCUGACAGCGAGUCCACCUCCGAAAGCCUCGCUCCCAGCCCUACCGAGUCAAUCGGCUGCGAACCCCACGGUGACCACUGGCACUGCGACGCUCCCGCCACAACCACUUCAGACUCUGACUCCGAUUCUUCCUCCGCUACGUCCAGCGCUGAUGCCGAAUCCUCCGAGUCCAUCGCGCCCAGCCCUACCGAGUCCGUCGGCUGCGAGCCCCACGGCGACCACUGGCACUGCGAUGCUCCCCGUGAGACUGACGCUUCGUCGACCGAGGAGGCUGGUGCUGAGGAAACCGGUGGUGAGCCCGAGGAUGCCGCUGGUAUUGUCUCCGUGCAGCUCUCUGCUGUUGUCGUGAUGGCUGUUGGUGCCGCUGCUGUCUUGCUCUAGGCGUUCGGCUUUCAUAGAGUGGGUUUCUGGAUGUAAAUAUGGAUAUGGAUAUGUAUUUAUGACAUAGGAGGUGGAAUGGAUUCUCUAAUGGUAUGGUUAAUAAAAUGGUCUUGCUUUAUUUGGAUUUCUUCUCCCUUAU
Molecule: messenger RNA, 842 nt
Organism: Aspergillus versicolor CBS 583.65
Lineage: Eukaryota; Fungi; Ascomycota; Eurotiomycetes; Eurotiales; Aspergillaceae
Exons: 2
Coding region: 164-703 (179 amino acids)
Source: RefSeq, a predicted model, not a curated record